Messenger RNA from Balaenoptera musculus (blue whale), 2756 nucleotides. RefSeq names its product growth differentiation factor 11 (gene GDF11). Gene Ontology annotation, molecular function: growth factor activity; cytokine activity. Gene Ontology annotation, biological process: SMAD protein signal transduction. Bases 1 to 1215 code for a protein of 404 amino acids. Gene Ontology annotation, cellular component: extracellular region. The transcript has 4 exons. The record is from RefSeq and is a predicted model, not a curated record. NCBI's taxonomy places the organism in Eukaryota, Metazoa, Chordata, Mammalia, Artiodactyla, Balaenopteridae.
AUGGUGCUCGCGGCCCCGCUGCUGCUGGGCUUCCUGCUCCUCGCCCUGGAGCUGCGGCCCCGGGGGGAGGCGGCCGAGGGCCCCGCGGCGGCGGCGGCGGCGGCGGCGGCGGCGGGGGCCGGGGGGGAGCGCUCGAGCCGGCCGGCCCCGUCCGUGGCGCCCGAGCCCGACGGCUGCCCCGUGUGCGUGUGGCGGCAGCACAGCCGCGAGCUGCGCCUGGAGAGCAUCAAGUCGCAGAUCUUGAGCAAACUGCGGCUCAAGGAGGCGCCCAACAUCAGCCGCGAGGUGGUGAAGCAGCUGCUGCCCAAGGCGCCGCCGCUGCAACAGAUCCUGGACCUGCACGACUUCCAGGGCGACGCUCUGCAGCCCGAGGACUUCCUGGAGGAGGACGAGUACCACGCCACCACCGAGACUGUCAUUAGCAUGGCCCAGGAGACUGACCCUGCGGUGCAGACAGAUGGCAGCCCUCUCUGCUGCCAUUUCCACUUCAGCCCCAAGGUGAUGUUCACAAAGGUACUGAAGGCCCAGCUGUGGGUUUAUCUCCGGCCUGUGCCCCGUCCAGCCACAGUCUACCUGCAGAUCUUGCGACUGAAACCCCUAACUGGGGAAGGGACCGCAGGGGGAGGGGGCGGAGGCCGGCGUCACAUCCGUAUCCGCUCGCUCAAAAUUGACCUGCACUCACGCUCCGGCCACUGGCAAAGCAUCGACUUCAAGCAAGUACUACAUAGCUGGUUCCGCCAGCCACAGAGCAACUGGGGCAUCGAGAUCAACGCCUUUGAUCCCAGUGGCACAGACCUGGCUGUCACCUCCCUGGGGCCGGGAGCCGAGGGGCUGCAUCCUUUCAUGGAGCUUCGAGUCCUAGAGAACACAAAACGGUCCCGGCGGAACCUGGGCCUGGACUGCGAUGAGCACUCAAGUGAGUCCCGCUGCUGCCGAUACCCCCUCACUGUGGACUUUGAGGCUUUUGGCUGGGACUGGAUCAUCGCACCUAAACGCUACAAGGCCAACUACUGCUCCGGCCAGUGCGAGUACAUGUUCAUGCAAAAGUAUCCGCACACCCACUUGGUGCAACAGGCUAACCCAAGAGGCUCUGCUGGGCCCUGCUGUACCCCCACCAAGAUGUCCCCAAUCAACAUGCUCUACUUCAAUGACAAGCAGCAGAUUAUCUACGGCAAGAUCCCUGGCAUGGUGGUGGAUCGCUGUGGCUGCUCCUAAGGCUUGCUCCCGUGUGGGAAGAAUAGUGCUGGAAUCUGAAUCGCCCUUAUUUGCUAUCAAGUGAAAACUCUUCAAAACACACAACUUGCCUCCAAAAUCAGAAGAGAAACCUGUCCUCACUGACUAAACACAAGCACUGGAUAUUCAGAUUGAUCCAUGUACUUCACUUCCCUCAUUCUCUCACUCAAGACUUAAAGAGCAAGCCAACUAACUGACCGACGCCAAUAACUUCAGCAUACAUGAUCCUCACUCCUAUCUCCCAAUAACUGCCCUGUUUUUCUUUUCAGAAGUUUGGUGAUAAAAACAAGAAAGAGAACUGUGUAAAAGAGGAGAGGGGUUGUAUAAGAAGCACAGGGCAGAAAGCAUGAUAUAUAUUUAAUAAUGCCCCCAUGAAUCACUAUCACUGUAUUUUCCAUCAUGGAAUAAGAUAGUUCCUAACUGAACCUUUCAGAAGACAUCUUCAACUUUUCAAAAUUCACUUUUCUUCGUUUCCUUUUCACAUUGGCAAAUCCUUGGACAAUAUAAAGAAAAUGAUACCUGCUUAAAGAAAAGACUGAGACAUUCCAGGUUGCCCCAAGAUUCAAAUUACAUGUGUGAAAGUGCUUAGUACAUAGGAACUAUCAUGUAAGUAUUCAAUAAACGUUAGCCAUUAUUUCUACUGCUUCCUUCUGGUCCUUGAAACAAAGUCUGAGACCACCAACAGAAUUUUGAAGCUAACAAUGCCAUUCAUUCUUCUUCUACACUACAAGUGAAGUCAUCAAAAGUUGUCAAGAAACAGACACUACCAAGGCAACAAGGAAAUUCCCUUCAGUUGCAAGGCAAAUGAUAUUUGGAAAGAGGAUCAGAUUUAAGGUUAAAGUGUAGCAGAACAGUAACUCAGCAAAACCACAGUCUUCUCCAUCAGGUACUAUUAACCAUCUUCUCUUUCUGGGACCCUAAAAAAAAACAACUAUGCUGUCAGGCUUUAACUGAUAUCAACAUCCCUAACAAUUAAUGACUACAAAAACAGAUAUCUAUAUAAGGUAAUGUCCAAGGGAACUGAGCAAGGAUCCGACCUCUAACUCUGUAGACCCAAUUCCAGGUACUCUAAAGGCCCCUGAGGAAUUGCUUUCACUGAAUUACACAACAUCAGUUUCUAUCAACAUGGUCAAUAACACUGAAACCAUAAAAUUAAACCAUUCAUCCACUAGUCAUUCAAAUAACCACUGAGAGCCUACUUUGGGUCAGGCACUGUUUUCUGGCAUUGGGAAUAGAGAGAUGAAUAAGACAAAAAUCUUUAACCUCAUAGGGCUUAUGAAUUCACAACUGAAUGACUAUAAAGAUGUGUGCCACUGUUCAUUACAUUACUGCAUUAUGAGGACUCAUAGGGAAAUUUUCUUUCUGAUUCCCAGACCCCAAAUAAUUAUGCUUUUGCUGAGCAACUUGUUAGUUUUACCUUUUGAACCCUGUGAAUCACUGUAAACAGUACAAUUGUGUUUUCCUCUUUCUACUGACUGCUAUAAAGUUUGGAGCAAAAUGUGUGGCCUGUCCCUGGCAAGUGG